AUGUCAUUGGUCCUUUCCCCUCCCACAUUGUUCUUUAUGGUCGUGUCUUCUCUGGGGCCACUGGCUGCUGUGUUACAGAAUGAUUUCAUGGUUGCCGUGCUGGGUAGGGAGUGAUUACCAUGUGGGACUCUGCCUGCAGCCGACAUGAUUGUGGCCUGCCUUGCCAAUUCCCAGCUCUGCCUGCAUGGGAUAAGCAUCCUGAACAACUUCCUGAACUUCUUUACUUUUUACUACAAAGCUAACUGUCUUGGCACUCUCUGGGACUUUGUCAACACUCUCACUUUCUGGCUUACUGCCUGGCUUUCUGUCUUCUACUGUGUGACAAUCCCCACCUUUUCCCACCCAGUCUUCCUCUGGCUAAAGUAGAUUUCUCAGGCAGUGCCUAGGCUUCUUCUGAGAUCCUUGCUCUUCAGUGGCCUGUCAGUCAUUUCGUCACCCACAGGGAAUACAGUAGCCAUUCAGACAAUCAUCUCCAAGAGUUCCCAUGGAAACCACACCCCUUCUCAGAGCAUUAUGCAUUUCUGUCAGUGGUACUUUUUCCGGCAUUCAGCGGUUAUGUGCUUCACUCCCAUUCUUCUGUUCCCGGUGUCCAACAUCUUGCUCAUGUUCUCCCUGUACCAGCAUGUGGAGCAGAUGCGGGGCUGCAUGCCUGGGCCUCAUGAUCCCAGCACCGAGGCUUACACCAUGGCUCUGAAGUCACUCACUUUCCUCUUUAUCUUCUAUAUACUGCAUGUCCUGUCCCUGAAUUCUGUGAUGCGACUCGUAGCCAUCUGGAGUUACUGGUACUGGGUCAAGGAAAUGGCAGCUUUUGGAAACCUCUUCUUGCAGUCAAUUGUCCUGAGGUUAAGAAUCACCAAGCUUAGAAAGGUCUUAAAGAUGAGAUUUUAG
Fukomys damarensis (Damara mole-rat) is the source of this 888-nucleotide messenger RNA. RefSeq names its product taste receptor type 2 member 143-like. The record is from RefSeq and is a predicted model, not a curated record. NCBI's taxonomy places the organism in Eukaryota, Metazoa, Chordata, Mammalia, Rodentia, Bathyergidae. Gene Ontology annotation, molecular function: bitter taste receptor activity; G protein-coupled receptor activity. Gene Ontology annotation, biological process: sensory perception of taste; detection of chemical stimulus involved in sensory perception of bitter taste; G protein-coupled receptor signaling pathway. Gene Ontology annotation, cellular component: membrane.